AUGGCCGGCACAACCCUCGGAAAGCGGAUGAGGGACGUCGCAGACACAGGUGCCCUUGAUUGCCCUGCAAAGCGAACUCGACGAUCAGCUCGGCUAGCGGAGGCGAAUGACGAAAAUGCCGACCCCAAGGCGACUGAGUCCCUGUCAGAAAUCGAUGAGGAUGUCGAUGUCGUCCCCACGCCAUCCACAAAGAGGCAAUACCGCACAAAGUCACAGAAGCUUACAAAAGCCGUACCCGUCACUCCACAAACCCCUCGUCACCGAGAUGCCUUCGCAAAGGCCCCAAUCACGCCAAGACAUGCUGUCAUGUCUGCGGGCAAGCUUUUCAGACGAAUGACCCCCCAGACGCCCCUCACACCAGCGGCUCAGCAGACGGUCUAUCACCACGCGCGACAGCUCUUUGCCCGUGGAGCUGAUCCUGGCCAACUUGUAGGACGUGAGGAGGAGAAGGCCCGGCUCAGCAAAUUUGUCGACCAGUGCUCCUCUUCGGCUGCUAGUGGCUGCCUCUACAUCAGCGGUCCACCGGGUACAGGAAAGAGCGCCAUGGUCAAGGAGGUCACGAGCAAGUUGACGGAGACGCUUGGGGUGCGUCAGGCUUUACAUCAACUGCAUGAGCAUCAAAUCAUCCAAGGACCUGUACAACACCCUUCUCGACCUGCUGGCCACAGCGAAGAUCUCAACGAGGCGCAAGCCAUGGCGGCACUGCAGACCAUCUUUGUCACCUCGGAAGAGGAUGCGCCUGUUCACUUGGUUGUCUUGGACGAGAUUGACCACAUUCUCACAAUGGGCUUGGAGAGUCUAUACCGUCUGUUUGAGUGGUCGCUCCAGAAACCGUCACGGCUGGUCAUGGUCGGCAUUGCCAACGCUUUGGACUUGACAGAUCGCUUCCUACCACGACUCAAGUCAAAGAACCUGAAGCCCGACCUGCUUCCUUUCCACCCUUACUCAGCCGCCCAGAUCAAAAGUAUCAUCACGACCCGUCUAAAGAGCCUGUUGCCAGAAGGCAGCCAACAAACAUCAGCUCCCUUCAUCCAUCCCGCCGCUAUCGAGCUUUGCUCGAGAAAGGUAGCCAGUCAGACGGGAGACUUGCGCAAGGCCUUUGAGAUUUGCCGCAGAGCGCUGGAUUUGAUCGAGACGGAGACGAAAGAGAAACACGAGAACGAAGCACGCGAAAAGAUGCUUCAGAUGACGCCCUCUAGGAAGCCCCUGGGUGAGACUACGAACUGUGCCUCUCCCACAAAGGGCGGCUCGAGGAGCGUCGCCCAGAUUGCAACGAGCUCGCUCAAAGCUUUGACGGCAGAGACAGCGCCUCGCGCUUCCAUCGGGCACCUCAACAAGGUCACGCAAGCGGCUUUUAGCAACGGCACAAACCAGAGACUCAAGGCACUCAACCUGCAGCAAAAAGCGGCACUCUGCGCCCUGGUGGCCCUGGAGAACCGCAACCGAGUGGCGAGGGCCAACUCUGGACUCUCGACGACACCAUCCAAGUCGGCUACUCUCGCACCGACUGUCAAGAUUCUAUUCGACACGUACACUGUUCUCUGCACACGAGACUCGGUUCUGCAUCCGCUCUCGAGCUCAGAGUUCCGCGAGGUCGUUGGCAGCCUCGAGACGCUCGGCCUUGUCAGCCCCGUGGAGGGCAAGGCGGGCAGCUUCAUUGCGCAGACGCCUAGCAAGCGGUCGCGCAAGGGCAACUUUGCCACUGGCGAGGAGAGGCGGGUGGCCAGCUGCGUUGGCGAGAAGGAGAUGGAGCAAAUGACGGACGGCGUGGGCGCGGGCAUCCUCAAGAGCAUCAUCAGCGGCGAGGCAUUGGACUGA
This is a messenger RNA of Verticillium alfalfae VaMs.102, 1818 nucleotides long. RefSeq names its product cell division control protein. The record is from RefSeq and is a predicted model, not a curated record. The transcript has 2 exons. Gene Ontology annotation, biological process: DNA replication initiation; cell division; mitotic DNA replication checkpoint signaling. Gene Ontology annotation, cellular component: nucleus. The coding region runs from base 1 to 1818 and encodes 605 amino acids. Gene Ontology annotation, molecular function: DNA replication origin binding. NCBI's taxonomy places the organism in Eukaryota, Fungi, Ascomycota, Sordariomycetes, Glomerellales, Plectosphaerellaceae.